Molecule: messenger RNA, 3166 nt
Organism: Cimex lectularius (bed bug)
Lineage: Eukaryota; Metazoa; Arthropoda; Insecta; Hemiptera; Cimicidae
Exons: 18
Coding region: 327-3131 (934 amino acids)
Source: RefSeq, a predicted model, not a curated record
UGUUUUAUAUUAUAGUUUAAAAUAACAGCUGAUUACAUUUAAAGUUUAAACUAUGUUGACCGACGACAACGUCCGCGGUUUUGUGCUCGGUAGAUUCUUCUCUGUCCAUCUUCAGUUUAAUCCUUUCGUCUUGUGCUGUCCGUUUGACCGUCCGACCGGCUGAAAUUUCACGCCCGGUGUCAGAACGGUGUUUAAAACAAGGUAUUUUCUUUAAAUGGGACGCUGACACUGUUCAGAUUAUCAAAAUUGGCAAGAAUUUCUGUAAAAGAUUUGUUCAAAAUUGUCCUUCUCACUUCUCCAGAUUUCGUUUCUUCAAGGGGGAAGGGAUGAUACAUUUCGUCCAUCUUCUCAACAACGAAGACAUACCGGUUCAGGAAGUGGCAGAGGAGUUUUUGGAUGUAUUUCACCAGAACCACGAAGAAGGGACGGCGGACUUCGUCGAGCUCCUGUUCCAUGCGGGCGGCUGGUCGACGUUCGUCUACCUCGGCGGGACGUUCCCUCAGAAGCAGCAGUUUGUUGAGAUAAAGGCAAACGCCACGCACGACCUCUUCGCCCCGGUGGCCAACAGAGAGAUCGACUUCCAGAGGCGGUUCUCCGAGUUCCUCAGCAUCGUACUGGAAAGCAACAAGUGCUGUCUGAUGUACAAUGAUCAGUUCAUGUCCGUCGUCAUCAGAGCCUAUCAGAUCCUAUCCGCUGGGAAGUGGGACAUGUUCAGGCUCAUAGCUCAAAUCCUCGGUAUGAAAAUGCUCUGCUCUCUCAACAAGGAAUACGAAAAACUCAAAACAAAUUACAUAUCAGAUAUAUCGAACCCCAUGACUCUUUCCCGCAUCCAUCGCAACACACUUUAUCAAGGAUGGCAGCAGUCAUUUUUUAAAAUAUACCAUUUAGUACAAUUUUUCGUUUAUAAAACACUCUGCGAAAAAUGCCAAGGUCAAGGAACAGCAGAUAUCGUUGCCUCGCCAUUUUGCCGUUUGACUAAUCUUUUAAAUGAACUGAUGAUUUCGACGACACUCCCUCCUACGCCCAUGUUCAAGGAUAGGUGGCUCACUUUGAUAUUGAACGGCCUCAGAGACAAGAAUUAUGACCAUAAAGGCCUCUGCUACAUGGUUCUUUAUCUUCUCCUUUGCCGCCCUGAGGACCCGAGGUGGCAGAUGAGGCUAUUCGAUUUUGUGAAAUCGGAUUUGCUCUAUUCCCUCAGGAUGUACACUGAUCUGUCUUUGAUCAGUCUCAGAAUUUUAUCGAGUGUGGCAAAGUGCACCAGGAUUGAUUUGAAUGGUUUCGAGCUGGAGACGAUUUACUAUUACCUGUACAACCCAGACCAGUCGCUGGCCAUCCUCGCCGCUGAGCUUGUUUUCGAGUUCCACAUGAGACAGAGCCAAGACGGCUUUUUGAUAAUAAAAAACUUAAUUAAAGUCUGUCGCAAUUCUUUUAUGCGCUGUGAUGAAUUGUUGAUGGACUCGAUUUACGAUAAUAUAAAGGACAUCGUGACCUGGGAAUCGUGGACGGACUUUUUGAAAGAUUGUGUGGAGGAAGAUGUCCAUGAUGUCAUGGCGCUCCUGUAUGCCUAUGCGCGCAAAAUGACAACAGGUUUUAUUCCAAGGUUUCGGACGACGAUCAUCCGUGAGAUGUCCCCGGAGGAAGUGACUGAAAACCGAAGGACUUUCACAGACCAUUUUUUAAAGGAUUGGUUCUGCCUGCUAGAACUGGGCAAGCUUACUGUCAGGCCUAAGUCCCUGGCAAAGUUGAUCAAGCUACCUCAAUAUUUUGAUGAGGCCAUCAUCUCAAAGGAGAACGACGCGAUGACUGAUGUGGCCAAAGUUUGCCUCGCAUACAUCACACUCGGACAUGAGCACACGCUCAUUGAAGAAUGCUGUCGAACCCUUUCAAAGAUGAGCGAGUUUUCCCGACACAACCCUGAUGUCUGUCAAGAGGUGAAUCUUAUCAUUUCAGCCACGACUAAAGUCGUUUUUAAAGAUUUCAAGAAAUUUAAAACUGACCUCAUGACACAGUGUCAAAUUCUUUCUGCAACUAAGUUUUUAGAAGUUGACGAUCUAAUACUAUGGGAAGUCUCCAUGGAAAAACUCAGCGUCGCUUCUGCACAAAGGAUGAACCAAAAUUUGAUAAAAACUCUUAUAUUGAUGCUUUUCCAAUUGUUGAUGAAGAGGGCCAAAUGCGUGAUUAACGAGCUCUGUGAGACGAAGACGUGCAAUCUAGGGAUGGUCAAUGUCCUCGUCAGCAACUGCAUGUCACGUUCUAUAGCAUUGAAUUCCGUCAUAAGGGCGUUUCUGGCUCCGAGCUUCGGUCCAGACGUUCGCAAAGUCGCAUUCAUGACCAUGCUGGACCUCCUGGAAUUCCUGGGACCGCAUAUGACACUCCCCGAAGGGAUCUGGUUCUCAAAGACAGCCUUUGAUGAUGAAGACGUGUACAAAUUAGUCAGCUACACGACGGAAAUGAUCGAAAACUCCAACUCCUGCCAGACAAACCAUAUAACCAGUGCCAAAUUAAAAGACUGUUGCUCCGUUCUUUACAAACUCUGCAUGUUCAUAUCAAAAGGCAUACUCGACGUGCAAUGCCUCACCCCUUUGAUGAGACAUCUUGGAAAGAAUCCUAUUCACGACGAUAUUAUAGUUGAAGCGAUAAAUAAAUUCACAUCAAUGUUUCCUCAUAAAUGGGAGCUUCUUUCAAACGCAAUUUUCAACACGUAUGCAAUUAUCAAAGAUGACUGUUUGCCGAAUGACUUACCUCUACAGGAUACAGCGGAAGUAAGAGAGAUGAUGUCGAAGCUUUUCACCGAGCUGUCAGUCCUGACGCAGGUGCUGACAAGAAGGCUGAGGUUCUCUGAUCCGAGGACGCUUAGAAAAGUGAGCAUCAGGCUGCACACUGUCCUGAUUGAUCAGGCUUUAAAGCCGACAGGGUUCCGUUCUUGCAUCGACCUUCUAUACGCCAUAAGAGACCUUCUUGCCAAUGAAGACGUCCAGUUCAUUUUGUCCUGCCUUGAUGAGUACCACAUAGAGUUCAGCGCGGAUGUCGCAAAGUACUACAAUUUCCUCAAGCAGAGCAUCUCGCCGACGCCGACAUUCCUUUCAGAAAGGGACAACCUACAGCUCCUGGCUGCUUACCCGAUAUCUUAGGUGCACAAGGUGUUCCAAACGAUUCAUCAAUUUUA